Thelazia callipaeda (thelaziosis nematode) is the source of this 1716-nucleotide messenger RNA. Lineage: Eukaryota; Metazoa; Nematoda; Chromadorea; Rhabditida; Thelaziidae. The record is from the annotation of a GenBank genome assembly.
AUGAAUGAUCAAAAAAUCAUGAGCAAUAUGGCUCAGUUAUUGCUUGAAAACUUGCCAGUUCGUGAUAAUGAAAUUUAUGAAUAUAAACAAGGAGAAGAACCACCGUAUUGUUUGUAUGAUGAUAGUACGCUUGCGGCAAGACUGCCGGGUAUUAAUAGAUGCGUACUAUUAGUAGACGCAAGUGCGUUGAACAGAUUUUAUGUCGGACCAUUUUCCGUAUCAGAUUUUGAUCAGCUAAGUCAAUCAGUAGAGCGAGUCAAUAAAUCAUUUGCUGAUGUAGUUACUCAAAUAUUUCCGAAAAUUUGUCCACUAGCAAAAUGUGUACAUUAUAUUUCACCUUUGGAAUUUUUCUUCUAUUGUUGCUGCGAUAAAUUAUUUUUAACUUGUGCUUAUACAAGUAGUCCAGAAUUGCUUUCUUUUACGAGUAUGAAUGCAAAAUCCUGGGUGGAUGAUUAUUCUUUUUUAUCACAUCAAGGACAUUUUGUGGAGCAUUAUGCCAGUGGUAGUACGCUGUUUAAUGGUCGCCCUUGGAUAUAUCGAAAAUUCGUUUAUAGUAAACCAACAUACGAUGAAACCUCAAGAAAACUUAUUUCUGGCAUGAAGAAUGUGCGUCUAAACCUCUGCGCUUUUGGUAAUUUUAGUGUGAUCAUUGGUAAGCGAAAAGAGCAAGAUUUUCCUGUGAGUAUUGUUGAUCGAGGAACAGUAAUGGAACCUCAUGAAUUUUGCUAUUACAAAGUAUCGAUUGAAUUUCAGAACAGUGAUCGUGAUCCCCCGUACAGGCAGCUGCGUAUAUGGAAGUGCUUUCUAAAAAUGUUUAUACCGACUCAAGAUCCAUUUUGUCGACCUUAUAUACCUAUUGUUUUUAAUUUCAUCCAAUGUUCAUGCCUUUCAAAUCCAAAAUUUCCUGAGCAGUGCGAUUUGGAUUUUGCUAACUUCGUAGACACGAAUGGUCACUCGAUAAAAUUUCCAAAAUGUUAUAAAACAAUUGGAAAUUUUCCGGAGCUGGCAAGAAAUGUAGCCUACUUUGGUUCUUUUGGUUCAAGCGAAUAUAUGUAUGAGGGGGUAACUCAUCAUCCAUUAUGCUAUGAUAUGUUGCAAAUAAAUGAGUUCGAGAAUGGCAUUGAACACCGCAGCGGAGCAUUUGAUGAGAUUGUAGAUUACUUGUACAGUGCCAAUAAAUUUGAUGGAAAUUUGCGUCGGUUUAUGUCAGUCACAGAAAAAGUAGCUAAUAUCGAGAAAACAAUUACACGUUAUAUCUUCAUUUGCUUUCAAGAAGUAGAUAAAGAUCCUUGUAAUGGACAUAACGUUAUUCAUCAAAAAUUGCUGCCAGAAGUUAUUUGGGAAGAAAGUAGCAAGCGUGAUCUUGAGAAAACUUCACGAUGCCAUUCUACUAAUCGUACUAAGCUCAUAAAUUGUGUGGGUAGACAAGGCUGCUUUGAUUUUCAUAAUGUUAAUAACUUGAGAAUGAAUGGAUGCAUUGAUCAAAUAGAUAAAAUCAUUACGGUCAAUCCACAAUUUCGAAUGCUUCAUAUGUGUAAGCGUGAGUUCUGGAGAUUUUCCAAACAAACGAUUCGCUGUUUCGCUGUGAUAAAUGACUCAGGCAGCAACCUUACGCUAACAGAAGGCGUACUAUGUUGCUGCAAGUCAACAUGCAUGGCAUUUGAUGAGGGUUCUCAUAUGCAAAAAGAAAAUGGCUAUUUUCCAUUUCCAAUGUGA